AUGGCCAUCAACAACGGCAUCAAACAAGACCGGGUGUCCGUAUUCGCGAACCUACAACAUGCCCCUCCCGGGGGACCCUUUGCGCUGGCCGCCGAAUAUCAACAUGAUGAGAAUCCCAACAAAGUCGACCUCGUUAUUGGGGCCUACCGUGAUGACAACGGCCAGCCCUGGCAGUUGCCGUCCGUGAAAGAGGCGAAGCGAAGGAUGAACAUCGAAUCAAUAGACCACGAAUACCUGCCUCUCCGUGGAAACACGGACUUCCUAGACGCAGCUCGCACACUCGUCUUCGGACCAACGAUCUCGCAAAAUACCGUCCGGUCAAUCGCAUCAAUCCAGACGGUAUCCGGUACAGGAGCCAACAGCCUCAUCGCCGCAUUCCUGCAGCGACAUGCCCAACCAACGAAUAUCUGGCUGCCGGAUCCAACCUGGGCAAACCAUGUUGAUAUCUGGCGAGAGAACGCACCCGAUGUCAAUGUUCGAUGGUACCCAUACUACGAUGGGUAUAAUCGACGAUUCAACCUGGACGGAACGAUCAAGGCCCUCAGAACCGAAGCCCAAGAGCACGAUGCCAUUCUCCUGCACGCCUGCGCGCACAACCCAACUGGUCUCGAUCCAAACCGCGAAGGAUGGCGCGAGAUAGCCGUGCUCUGUGAGGAGAAGAAACUGUUCAUCGUAUUCGACUUGGCUUACCAGGGCUUUGCAUCUGGGGACCUAGACCGCGAUGCAUGGGCAAUUCGCCAUUUCGCUACACACCCCGAUGUCGAGAUGGCCGUUUGUCAGUCCUUUUCGAAGAACUUGGGACUUUAUGGGGAGCGGACUGGUGCUCUCCACGUCAUGGCAUUGAUAGAGUCGCCUUCCCCGUCAGCAGACUCAAUUGAGAACCACCUCGUUGACCUUCAACGGGCACUUGUCUCAAUGGCCCCUCGCCUUGGUUCCCAGAUUGCUACGGAAGUUCUUACGAGUUCUGAAUUGCAUGCAAUGUGGAGAGAUGAUCUUUUGACCAUGAGUGGACGGAUCAAGGCCAUGCGGCAAGCUUUGUACGACGAGCUGGUUCGGCUCAAGACUCCAGGAGACUGGAGCCAUAUUGUGGAACAGACUGGGAUGUUCUCGUACACAGGUCUCGGUUCGGAUGAUGUUGCGAUGUUGAAGAAGAAGUACCAUGUGUAUAUGUUGCCCUCGGGAAGGGCUUCGAUAUGUGGGCUUACGACUGGGAAUGUUCGGUAUACGGCUCAGGCGAUUCAUGAAGUGGUGACUAGGGGUCGAGUAGAGAACGAUAGAUAG
Aspergillus mulundensis is the source of this 1281-nucleotide messenger RNA. RefSeq names its product Aspartate aminotransferase. Bases 1 to 1281 code for a protein of 426 amino acids. Gene Ontology annotation, cellular component: cytosol. Gene Ontology annotation, biological process: L-aspartate biosynthetic process. The record is from RefSeq and is a predicted model, not a curated record. Gene Ontology annotation, molecular function: L-aspartate:2-oxoglutarate transaminase activity; pyridoxal phosphate binding. Lineage: Eukaryota; Fungi; Ascomycota; Eurotiomycetes; Eurotiales; Aspergillaceae. The transcript is spliced from 2 exons.